UUCUUUUGUAUUGUUAUAUACAAGAACAAUUAAUUGUUCGUGGUGCUUUAUUUAAAAACAGAAAAUAUACAAGAUAUUUAUGUUGAAUUUCAAUGCUGAUUUGGUGAAAGUAUAACAUUAAAUAUCUUUCUAAAAUGUGCGAGCAAACAGAAAUUAAUUACUUGGAAGGAGAUGUUGUUUGGGUGAAACUCGGAGCUUGUUGGUGGCCAGGACAAGUUACUGGGUUUCAUAAUUUACCUGAAGAUAUUCAACGUGAAUUUCAAAAGAAACCUUUAAUAGCUGCUGUAAAAUUUUUUCAAGAAGAUACAUAUGAAUUUGUCAAGAAUUAUCAGCAGAUUUAUAAAUAUAACUGUACCAUGAAAGACGAAUUUAUUAGGAAAGGAUUAGAUAAAUAUAGAAGCAGAAGCAAAGAUGGUUCCAGAUACAUGGAUAAAUUUCCUGGAGAUGUUGAAAUGGCUGAAAAAUUAACAGGUGGUGAUCCUGAUAUAUUAAGUCAUGAUAAAUUUUGUCCAGAGGAAAAACCAAAUAUAUCAGCUUUAUUUGGAGACAAAAAAAUUCCGAAAAAGAAACGAGAACGAGAUGAAAGUCACAGAAAAAAUGAUAGUAUUGAAGUUGUACGAAAAAUUACACAUCCACGGUUUUUAAGAGAAAGUGAUCAUGAGGUUCGAAUUCGACAACAACCUAGCAGUUUAUCAUCUACACCAAAUAAUAGUGGUUCUCCACAAUAUCCUUGUCAUUUAUGUAAUUUUACUUCUUCUCGAGUUAAUGUUAUCAUCUGUCACAUAAAAAGUCAUAGAUCUGGAAAUUCACCAAUAUUAAAAUCUAAAGUUAAAACUUAUUCUCAGUAUAAAAACAGGUAUCCUGAAGUAGAGACUCCAAAAAGAAAAUAUGCCAAGAAAGAGAAAAGUCAGACAAAUAAAAGUAAGAGUAGUAGUGAAUCUGGUAAAAGAAAACAAAUUAAACAAACAGACAAAGCUGCUAAGAAGAAGAAGACUUCAGAUCCUAAAAUUCGUGAUACUAUAUUAGCAGACUGGGAAGAUGAAUCAGAUGAAGAAAUUAGUUUAAAUCAAAGUAAACCAUCUGAUUUAGCAUCUCUAAAUAAUUCACCAACAAAGAAUCAAUUUGAUUUUAAGAAGUCAGAAGAAACAAAUGAAAAUAAUUCUGUAGUAACAGAUACUAAUGAAAUAAUCGAGGAAACUGAAAAAUUGCUUAAAGAAACAGAGAAACUUACAACAAUUAACAUAACAGAAGAUUCUUUAUCUGAUAGUUCCGAUACUUCAAAAAAUUUAAAAUCAAAUCUUUUUGAUAAACAGUCUGAGAUAGAGAAAGAUACUAAAAUGUCUGAUGUUGACAGUAAUGAAUCUACUAAUAAACCUCAAAUAGAAAAAGAAACUUUUAGUAUUGAUAAUGAAAGUAAACUGCAUGCAUCAGAUAAAAACGACAAAAAGUCGUUAUUAUCUUGUUUUGAUUUCCAUGAAGAAGAACCAUCUAUACCUCCUGUAAGGAAAAAGGCACGCGCAUUUCAUCAGAAAAAAGAAAUAAUAAAAGAAUUUGAAAUGAGCCAAGCUCUAAAAACAGAACAAGAAAAAGAAACUGAAAAUGAUAAACCUGAAGAUGAAGAUAACAAUACUAGUCCAAAUGAAUGUGAAAAAUUAGAUACACAGUUGUCUCUAAGUGAGCAGACCUUAGAAAGAAAUGAAAAUAAUGACAAAGCUAAAGAUGAUAAUAAAGGAGCUACAAAUAAUGAAAUUGUGCAAACAAAGGAAAAAAUUAAAUCUGAGAAAGAAUCAGAAGAAAUACAAACAUCUAGUAUUAAUACUUGUGAAACAGAAUUAGAAAUUGUAGAAAUAUUUGAAGUUGAAAAAGUUGAAACUGAAACUGAAAAUGCUACAAAUAGUUCAAAAAAUAUUGAGGUACAAAAUUCUGCAACAAUAAAUCUAACAUUAAAUACUAAUAAAAAAUUAACAGAAAAUAAAGAUUUAAAUAUUCAUAAUGAUUCUACUGCUGAUAAACAUGCAGAUUUUAAACAUACAACUGUUAAAGAAAAUAUAGAAAACAUAGAACGCGAACCUUUAAAGCAAACUGAAGAAACUUUGUCUGAACGAUUUACAGUAGAAACAGAAGAUGAAACUAUCUCUGAAUCUGCUGAAACUUUUCCAGAACAAAGUGAAAAUUCAGAUGCAGAAAUGCUGGAUCAAGAUCAAGUGCCUAAUUCAAAUUCUACAAACAUUUUAUUAAACAAUGAUCAGUCAAAUAUUAUUCCACGAGUUCUUAAACGUAGGGGUAGACCAAGGAAAUCAGAAUCUGUUCGUACUAGUACUAGUGGAAGUGCAAGUGGCAGUGAAAGUCCAAGAAGAAGAGAUAAUAAGAAUAGUCCAAAAACUUUUGAAAAAUUUGAAUUAGAAAGAAGAACUUCAGAAUCUGAUAGCGAACGUUCAUAUAGUGGAAGAAAACGAAAACCAAAUAAAAAAUAUGUAGAAUCCGAUAUAUAUGUACAAGAUGUAGAUCAAAAAAUAUAUAAGACUGAUGAAAGUCAAUCUGAAAAUGAAGAAAAUUUUGAAAAAGUAAAAAUCAAAUCAAAAAGAAGUAAGAGAUGUAUAGAAAAUGUCAAGAAAAUAAAUGAGAGUAUUAAACUUAAAGAAGGAAAAGAAAUAGAAAUUUCUUGUAAUACAAUGGAUACAACAGAAAAUAAUAUCAAUUCUUCAAAUAAAGAAUUAAAAGAUAAUUUACUUGAGGAUACAUCUAAAAAGCAAGUGCUUAUAGAAUUAGAUGAAAAACUUAGUGACAAUCAAACGUCUAUUGAAAUUCCUAAAAAGAUACAAGUACCAAUUGAAGAAAAAAUUGUACCAAAAGGAUCUGAUACGUUUGUUUUUGAAAGUACAAAGUCUUUAGCAGUAGAAGAUAGUACUUCUAAAUCUGAAGGUGCAAUAUUUGAACAUGCUAAAACAAAGGACAAUGACACUGAAAACAUACUAACAUCAAGCAAUUUUCAACAAGAAGAUUUGAAAAAUUUUGGAAUAGAAUCUUCAAAUACACUUCAAUUGAAGUUUUCACCAGAGAAAGAAACGUCUCAUCAACUGGAUACUUCAAAAACUAUUGACAUGCUUCCUCCUAAAAAAUCUCAAAUAAAAAAGUUUGAGUUAUCGCAAAUUGAUUUUUUUGAUACUGAUACUUCUACUAAUAAAAUCACAGUCGAUUCCGAAUUAGAUAAUAGAAAAGAAAAAUUAGAAAAUUUAAGUACUGAAGCAAGUGAAAGUAAUACGGAUCUAAAAGCAGUUAGUUCUUUAAAAUCAAAGGGAGAUAUCUCAGAACAACAUGAAAUGGAUACCAAUAAUGUAGAAAUUACAAAAGGUGCAAAUCAGAAAGAGGAAAAAAAUAAAGUCCAAGAUAAAGAAAUAACUGUAUCAAUAAAUCAAAAAGUUCAUCAUAUUGGAAUGGAAACAUUGGGAAAACAAGAACAAGAAGUUAAAUUAGAAAACUUGGAACAAUUAUCUAAAGAUCCAAUAAAUACAUUAAGUGAACAACAAGCUCAAAAUAGAACAUCAAUACAAACAAGAUAUAAAGGAAAAUUUACCCCAGAAACAGGUGCUAAAUUAAAGAAAGAUAAAGAGCUCUUCCUUGAAGAAAAAUCAACAAAUACAUUCCAAGAAGCUUUCUUAAAAACUUUACACAUGGACAAGAAAAAGGGUACAGUUGGUGAUUCUGAUACAACUGGAAAGGCAAAGAAAGGUAAAAAAUUAGUGAAGAAGAAAACUGAAGAGAUAGUAGAUACAAAUAUUUCUUCUGAGACAACUCAAAAUAUAACAAUUGAAGAGCCAAAUAUUUCAGAAAAUAUUCCUAAUCUUUCUGAAGACAAUCAAGUUACAGUUAUGAGCAACUUUGGAAAUAUAGAAGUAGUAGUUGAUCAAAAUCUUGAAAUUGAAACAAAAGUAGAUGAGACUAUAUUCCAAAAUGUUGAUCAACUUACAUCAUCGUCAUCAAAUGAAUUUAAUAUUAUGUCUAAAUCAUUGGUACAAUCACCUUCUACUGAAGAUAAUUCUAAAUCUAUCAAUUUAGAUGUGCAUAAAUUAGAUGAAUCCUCAAGAACAUCAACUUCUACACCUUCUCCAUCAUCUGACGUUACAGUGCCGGUGAAAAAACGGGAAAUGCCACGAAUAAUUGAAAACGUAACAUUAACUGAACCGAUGCAAAUUUUAAAAUCGAAAUUAUUAGAUAAAUUACCGCAGAAAGGAAUAAAACAUAAGUUAGAAACAGAGAGCACAAAGAAACUUGAUCAGAAAGGAGCUUCCAAAGCGAAAAUAAUGAAAAUUGAAUCUUUAGCUUCAAAUACUAAAAUGAAAACUGGUGCAAAGGUUACAUCUCCACAUUUAUCUAUAACUAAAAAGUUACAAGUUUUAAAAGCUGAAGAGGCAGAAACAGCAACAAUGAUAGAAGCACAAAAUGAACAAUUAAAUGUAAAAAGCUCAAAAACUCCUACUACAACUACAAGUGAAAAGUACAUUCAACAAAGUUCACAAAGCUUGGCAGAUAUGGAACUAGACAUAAAUUCAAUGCCAUUUGUUUUAAGUGAAGAUGUUUUAACUCCUGAAAGUAUUGAACAAAUGCCUGUUGUUAUUUCCUCUAUUAUACCUGCAUCCAGCACAAUUCCAGCAACACUAUCUUUUACUCCAACUACACAAAUAGUAUCCCCUACUCAAACUCAAUUUAAAUUGAAUGAAACUACUAGUGAAGUAUCACCUACAAAGAAAAAGAGUGGUCCUCCGGCAAUUUUGAAAAAUAAAACUAAAGCAAAACCUACAAUUACGAGUAUAAAAACGCUAGUACCACCAUUUACAGGUGGUGUAAAAGGUAUAAAAUUUCAAAAUACACCAGCAACAAACAAAGUACCACCUCUUUUAACCCAGAAGGGUUCAUCGGGAAAAUAUGUAGUGGUUCAAACCUCUGGAGGGCAACAAUUACGAUAUGGUGUUCAAGGAAAAACUGGUACACAACAAAAAAUUGCUAUACCAACUGGUAAAAAUACUGGAAAUGCACAAGUAGUUCAACAAGGUAGUAAAGUAGUUAUAUUAACAUCAGCACAAUCAGGUCAAACUAAAAUGCUACCUUUAAAUAUCUCUAAAACAUUAAGUGGUAAAGUUCAAAGAAUUAUGACAAGCAAGGGGCAAGUAUUUUGUCCUAUUAGUCCACAAGGUAUUAUAAAUUCAAAAACAAUCAUUGCACCAAAAGGAGAUGGUGUUUCAGCAACAACAUCUAAACUUCCUGCUGGACAUAAAGUUAUUAAUACACAAGGCAUAUUAGCUUCAAAAGGAGUCCUAACUCCUAUUUCAGGAACAAUUGGAAAAACUGCUCUAUUAGGGACAUUAUCUCAAGGAAUUCUCACAAAAGGCGGAAUUUAUACACCAAUAAGUGCUUCUACUUUAAGUGGAAAAACUAUUAUUGGGUCAAAAGCCUUAGUUACAAAAGGUACAACCAUUUUAUCUUCACAGAAUUUGGGUUCUUCUAAGGCUAUUUUGACUCCUAUAUCUCAAGCUAUUACUGGUAAAACAAUUUUAAGUACUCAAGGUAUUGUAAGUACCAAAGCAACAGUUUUGACACCAAUAACAGGACAACAAGUGAAAGCUAUCGCAGCAAAAAGUCCAUCUAAAGGAAAUAAGGUACAAUAUCAAUCUGUACAGCAAAAAGUGCAAUUACCUAUGUUACAAAAAUCACACAAAGUUUCAAUGUCUGCUACUUCACAAGGAAGAUCUGGGCAAAUGAAAACUGGUAGUAGUACAGUAGUAUUACAAAAUACAAUUCCUACACAAAAGACCAUACAGCAAGGAAAGAAAAUAAUUAAACAGAAAGUUGUUCAGCAGGGUUCUGCUAUUCAGAAUAUUACACAUCAAGGUGGCAACCAGCAGACAAUAGGUAUAAAUCCACAAAUUCAACAGAAAGGAAAGGCAGUAUCUACAUCAUCUAUACAAAAGGUUAUUAUACCUCGUGGUAGCCGGCAACCAAAAACACAACAAAAAAUUGUUGUUCAGAAAGUACAGGAACCUGUAAUUACAACUGUACAAAAUAUACAAUCAAAACAAACGGUUUCAUCAUUGAAUACUGUGCCAAAUAUAUCUAAAACAACAAUUCAGCAAAAACAGACAGCUAGUAGUACUGCAACUACAAAGGUUACUGCAAAAAAUCAAGGGAUAAAUAAGACUACUACACAACAGCAAAAGAAUUUACUAAAUAUUGCAAUGAAUUCUGUAACUGCGACUAAUAUGAAUACAAAUCUUUCUACAUCUCUGUCUCUUCCACCAUUAGAACCCAUUGAAUCUGAAAGGAAGCCAAAAAUAGAAAAUAUACUUGUUGAAUCUGUUCAGAAGGAACAACCUAAAGUAGAAAAGUUUAAUGUCGAGAAAAGCGGUGAAAUAGAAAAAAUAGAAGAACCAAAAAUAACAACACAACCACAAAUAAUGGCUUUGCCAACAGAAAGUAGCGAUGGAACCCAAACUUAUGUUUUAGUAACUAUUGAUGAACAAGGACAAAUACAACCUCUUGAUAAUAAUACUCUUAUGUCAUUAGAAGGUACUACACAAAAUCCAGAUGGUACAAGAACACUAUAUAUAGAUCCAAGUUCAUUAGGAGAAGCAGGCACAUUAGACAAUAUUGUUCUUCAAUUUGAUAAUGGUGUAUUACCAAAUAUACAAACCAGUGCUACAGAAUCUACUCAAACAAUUAUAUCAGAAAGUUUUUCUAAUUCAGAAGUAAUACAGACAUCAAAUCAAGAUAUUUUAGCUGCUGCUUUGGCAAAUACAGAUUUUCAACAAGAAAUCAGUUUAACAGAGAAUCCUACAGGAAAUGUAAUGUCUACUGGUUUAACUCAAACAAGUUUAAUCAACCAAACUAUCUUGCAGUCAACUAUCAUACCUCCUACAGAACCAAUAUCUUCUCCCUCUGUGCUUGAAACCUCAUUGACUUUAAAUCAACCAAUAAUGACGCCAUUAGAGGUUCCCAGUAAUUUACCAAUACAAUCAGAAUCGACUCCAACUUCUGCUGUGGCAACCAUCCCGUCUUCUCUCGAAUUACCAAUAACGAUUACAAACCCUAAUAUUUCAUAUAUAUCAACAGAAGCACAAAUUCAAAUCCCUGGUAAUUCUAUGCCAGAUAUUGGAGAAAUUAUGGAAAAUCCAAGUACUGCGGAAAUCGCUCGAACGGAAAUUCCUGCAAGUACUCAAUAUCUAGUAUUACCAAAUUUAGAAGAUAAUAUUACUGUAGAAACUUCAAAUGGACAGAGUAGUACUAUUUCAAUGCCUAGUGUUUCAUAUUCAGUUUCAAUACCAAAUAACAUAGUUUUAGAAAGUUCACAAGUUCAGACUACUCCUUCAAUGCCAAUAAUAGAUGAUACCUAUGCUGAAAAUGUGCAAUUUACUUCAGCUAUAGAAUCAUCAAUGGCAACAGAACAGACUUUUGUAGAUGUACCUGUUUCUGAGAUGCUUGUUUCAAAAUCUCCUAUUUCCACAAAAAAUGUACAAUCACAAAAUAUUGCUGUAACAUCAGAAAUUAUAGUAUCACAUGAUGUUUCUGCAUCUUCUCAGGAACCUAUUGUAUCAACAAAUGAAUCAUCUAUUUUAAAUGAGGAGCAGGAUACAAUACCUUUACAAGAAGUAUAUUCUUCUCAAGAUAUUUCCAUGAAGUCACAGGAAGUAAUCUUAAAAGAAACAGUGACUAAAGACGAUAAUGAUUCAAAUAUGGCAAUUGGUAGCCAAAGUGAAGAAGUUAGUAAUAAUGAUAAUAUAGUACAUGUGCAAAUUGUGGAACAAGCAGAUGAUGCAAUGACAAGUAGUAUGUCAAUAAUGGAUGAAAAUACUUUAGUUUCCUCUGAAUCCAAUUUACAAAUUUCGCCUAGAGAACACGCGAGUUUUGAAGUUUCGGAAUCAAAUGAAAUAGAUACAAAUAGUUCACAAGAAUCACAAAAUAUAAACAAAUUUAAAGAAUUAAAUUUUGGUGAACAAUCUGAUAAUAAAGUUCACUCUCCUAUAUGUGAAGAACAAGCAGCAACAUCCAAUGAAGUAGAAGUCGUUCAAGAAGGAGCACAAAUUUUACCUGCAGAAUCAUUAAAUCGUCUGGAUGAACAAAGUAUGGAUAUAGAUGAAGCUAUAGAAUCUAAAAUUUAUGCCGCAAGUACGGUAAAAGAAUCAGAAGACUCUCAGAGAGAUGAACCAUCAUCUCAAGGUGAAUCAAAUCUGGUUCAAAGAAAUCUAGAGUUACAUUUUGAAGAAGGAAAUGCAGAGGCUAGUCAUGAAGCGCCAUCACAAUCUUAUGAACAAUUUGGAAUAGCAAUGACUACUGAUUCUACUGAUUUACCUAGUCAGUCUGCUACAAAGUCUGAAAAUUCAAGAGAACCCUCACAAUCAAUAACAUAUGAACCUAUGGAGACAGACGAAGAAGCUGUUGUAACAGAACCACCAACACAAUCAUUUGAACAUUCGAAAAUGAAUGAAGCUUCUCAGUCAUAUGAAGCAUCUGCAGAAGCAAGUACAAAUGCACCUACUCAAUCUUUCAAUGAAUUAAUGCAAAGUCAAGAAGAAAGAUCAACUAUUGAUGAUGCGAUUGACGAUCAAACGUUUCCGACACAGAGCUAUGAAGUCGAGAAAACAGAAAAUAUUCCAGAAAAUUUAGAAACUGAUGCAGAAAUUAGUCAGGAAGGAAACAUGCCAUCUCAAUCAAAUGAUAUUGGUACCGAUGGUAUUGGUACAUCUUCAGUUUCUACAAAUAAUUCUGGACUUAAUGAAGACGAAACUGCAAGUUCGUCUUAUGUUCCAGAAACUCCCGAGAAUCAAGAAAGAGAUCCAGAUCAGGAAAGUGCAAUAAGUACAUCAUCUUGUGAAAUUCCUCCAUGUGCUGAAUUAAAUAUUGCAUCAUCUAGUGCAGAGCAUACAAGUAUCCAUGACAAUGGAGUACCUGAAAUACCUACAUCUUCAUAUAAUUUGAAUCCAGACAUUACAUCAACUCAUGUGGACUCUGUCCCAACUUCUAGUUAUGAAGAACAAAAUGUAUCAACUUCUUAUGAAGUACCAAUCUCUAUGCCUGGCCUAGAAGAAACCCCCUCUCAGAAUUUUGUUGCAGAAAGUACAGAUCACAGAAAUGAACCUUCUAGUUAUUAUACUCAUCACCAAGAAGUAACAGCAAGUUAUUAUGAAUCUGUAGGGCAAGAAACAAAUUCCAGAUUGGAUGGAGAUCCACAAGAAGAAGUUACUCCCAGUUAUUAUGAUGGUAAUCCACAAGAAGCAAGUCAAAGUUAUUUUAACCCAGAAGAAGCCACACCAAGUUAUUCCAGUCAUAAUGUCUCUCCCAGUUAUUAUGAUCAUAGACCAGAAAGUGAAGCAAGUCAAAGUUACUACUCUGCAGAUGAUAUAGAAAAAUCAGAGCAAUCUUCCUCACAAAAUAUUGAGGCAUCGCAAAGUUUUUAUCAAGAACAAUCUGAUGAAUUAAAAUUAACUCAACAAGGAGAAGCUACUCCAACAUAUACAGAAAGGUAUCCAGUUGAUUAUACAUUGGAAAAUUCACCAAUAGAAAGGCAUGAUCUUGUAGAAAGUUCUGUACCAGCCACCAGGCCUACAGAGAGGUAAUAUAUUAUGAUGAAAAAUAGCAUUGCGCUAUAAAAAGAGUCCUUGUUUUCAUAGACUAAUGGACAUU
Eufriesea mexicana is the source of this 9672-nucleotide messenger RNA. RefSeq names its product mucin-17. Lineage: Eukaryota; Metazoa; Arthropoda; Insecta; Hymenoptera; Apidae. The record is from RefSeq and is a predicted model, not a curated record. The transcript is spliced from 4 exons. Bases 135 to 9605 code for a protein of 3156 amino acids.